Messenger RNA from Penicillium argentinense, 1347 nucleotides. RefSeq names its product acid phosphatase PHOa. Bases 1 to 1347 code for a protein of 448 amino acids. Gene Ontology annotation, biological process: phospholipid catabolic process. Gene Ontology annotation, molecular function: hydrolase activity, acting on ester bonds. The transcript is spliced from 4 exons. Lineage: Eukaryota; Fungi; Ascomycota; Eurotiomycetes; Eurotiales; Aspergillaceae. The record is from RefSeq and is a predicted model, not a curated record.
AUGAAGGUUGCUGUCGUAACCAUCCUGGCUGGAGCCGUUCUGGCCUCGGCUGAGGUGGCUACAACUUCAUUGCCUCCUCUAAAGGAGAUCCACGCGGCUGCGGCCACAACCCUGCCCGAGUCGCCCACCUCGGACGUCAAGGGUCUGGCCUUCGACCGGUUCUACCAGAUCUGGAUUGAGAAUAUCGACUACAAUGAUUCCGAGGCGGACACCAACCAGCAGUGGCUCGCCUCGCAGGGUAUUCUCCUAACCAACUUCUGGGCACUCACUCACCCCUCUGAGCCCAACUAUUGCGCUUCGGUCGGUGGCGACACCUUCGGUAUGGACAAUGACAACUUCAACCAGAUUCCUGAGAACGUGUCCUCAAUUGUUGAUCUGCUCGACACCCGUGGUAUCUCGUGGGGCGAAUACCAGGAGCACCUGCCGUACCCUGGCUACCAGGGCUUCAACUUUUCUGACCAGGAGACUUAUGCCCCUGACUACGUCCGCAAGCACAACCCACUGGUUCUUUUCAACUCGGUUGUCAGCAACGAUACCAAGGCCCGCCAGAUGAAGAACUUCACCUCGUUCGAUGAUGAUCUAAAGAACAAAAAACUUCCCCAGUGGGCCUUUAUCACCCCCAACAUGACCAACGAUGCUCACGACACCAACAUCACGUUUGCCUCCAAGUGGGAACGUCCGUUGGUUGAGAAGCUACUGAAAAACGACUACUUCAUGAAGGAUACUUUGCUUUUGCUGACUUACGACGAGGACAAGACGUACAUUCACAAGGACGGAAACCGCAUCUUCUCGAUCCUCGUUGGGGGCGCUGUCCCCGAGCACCUCAAGGGCACCAAGGACAACACAUUUUACACUCACUACUCGAUGAUCGCGUCCGUGAGCGCCAACUGGAAGCUCCCGAGUCUGGGUCGCUGGGACUGCGGUGCCAACCUGCUCGAAUUGGUUGCUAACAAGACUGGCUACGUCAACUACGACGUUGACACUUCUAACUUGCUUCUGAACGAGACCUAUCCCGGCCCCAUGGCGGACGGCGAGCAUGCCAAGUUCUCGCCCGACUGGCCUGUGCCCCUAACCACCGGCAACUGCUCUGCUGGUCACGGUAUUCUGGACAUCGUGAAGAAGACCUACGCUGGCAAGACUGCCACUUACAACUACACCAGCCCCUACCCCUGGGACGCCAAGGCUGGGUACAACAACAAGGUGACUGCCACGCGUAAGGCUGCUAAUUCGACCGGAACUUCGACUACUGACGGCGACUCCAAGAAGAAUGUGGGUGUUCCCGCCCACGUCCCCUUCUCUACCAUUCUUAUCGGCUUGGUGCUGGGUGUCCCUUCCUGGUUCAUCUAA